CUUAUGGGGCUCUCUAUGUGUCCCCUAUGGGGCUGGGGACUCACUUAUGGGGCUCUCUAUGGGCCCUCUCUGUGUCCUCUAUGGGGCUGGGGACUCACUUAUGGGGCUGGGGACUCACUUAUGGGGCUGGGGACUCACUUAUGGGGCUCUCUAUGGGCCCUCUCUGUGUCCUCUAUGGGGCUGGGGACUCACUUAUGGGGCUGGGGACUCACUUAUGGGGCUCUCUAUGGGCCCUCUCUGUGUCCUCUAUGGGGCUGGGGACUCACUUAUGGGGCUCUCUAUGGGCCCUCUCUGUGUCCUCUAUGGGGCUGGGGACUCACUUAUGGGGCUGGGGACUCACUUAUGGGGCUGGGGACUCACUUAUGGGGCUCUCUAUGGGCCCUCUCUGUGUCCCCUAUGGGGCUGCAGACUCACUUAUGGGCUGGGGACUCACUUAUGGGGCUGGGGACUCACUUAUGGGGCUCUCUAUGGGCCCUCUCUGUGUCCUCUAUGGGGCUGGGGACCCACUUAUGGGUCUGGUCACUCCCUUAUGGGGCUGGGGACUCACUUAUGGGGCUCUCUAUGGGCCCUCUCUGUGUCCUCUAUGGGGCUGGGGACCCACUUAUGGGUCUGGUCACUCCCUUAUGGGGCUGGGGACUCACUUAUGGGGCUCUCUAUGGGCCCUGUCUGUGUCCCCUAUGGGGCUGCGGACUCACUUAUGGGGCUGGGGACUCCCUGAUGGGGCUGGGGACUCACUUAUGGGGCUGAGGACUUACUUAUGGGGCUAGGGACUCCCUUAUGGGGCUCUCUAUGGGCCCUCUCUGUGUCCCCUAGGGGGCUGAGGACCCACUUAUGGGGCCGGUCACUCCCUUAUGGGGCCGGGGCCUCCCUGCGGGGCCGGUCCCCGCUGGCACCCACACGCUGCCCCGUGUCCGGCGCAGGGGUCGGGCCAUGGCGGCGGCCGCGGUGCGGGCCGAGGGCCGGGCGCUGGAGCGGCGGCUGCGGCGGGUGGCGGCGGGGGCGCUGCUGCGGGCGCUGCGCGGGGCCGGGUGGGCCGAGGCGGAGGCGGCGCUGGGAGCCCCGGGCGGGCGCGGGUGGGCUGAGGCGGCGGCUGCGGGCGCUGGCGCUGGCGCGGGGGGAGGCCGCGUGUCGGGACCUGCUGCGGCUGCUGCGGCGCCUGGAGGAGCCGGGGCCGCUCGACUUUGAUGUCCCACACCGCAUCGACUGCCCCUGCUGCCGCCCGGCGCCCCCUGGUGGCUGGGAGGACCAGCAGCCCAAGGAGGAGGCUGAAGGCUCCAAAGAGGAGGAGGAGGAUGAUGAUGGAGACCUCCAGGAUGAGGAUGGGGACCCCCAGGAGGGCGAUGGAGACCCCCAAGAGGCCGAAGAUGAAGGUGAAGACCCCGAGGAAGAGGAGGAGGGUGAAGAUGAAGGCCCCGAGGAGGAGGAGGAGGAGGAGGAGGAGGACCAUGGAGCCCCUGAUGGAGACUGAGGAGGAUGAAGAUGGGUUCGGACCAUCAGGUCCCUCCCACCCCUUGGCCCCGCCCCCAAUAAAGCCGCUCCCCUCUCGC
This is a messenger RNA of Strigops habroptila (Kakapo), 1547 nucleotides long. Its product is annotated as eukaryotic translation initiation factor 5B-like. The transcript has 2 exons. The coding region runs from base 758 to 1468 and encodes 236 amino acids. NCBI's taxonomy places the organism in Eukaryota, Metazoa, Chordata, Aves, Psittaciformes, Psittacidae. The record is from RefSeq and is a predicted model, not a curated record.